Messenger RNA from Knipowitschia caucasica, 2643 nucleotides. The record is from the annotation of a GenBank genome assembly. NCBI's taxonomy places the organism in Eukaryota, Metazoa, Chordata, Actinopteri, Gobiiformes, Gobiidae.
AUGCUCAGCCAAAGUCUAAAACUGAGAGAGAAGACGACACAUCCACACAAGUCUGUGAUGGAUAACGCACACACAAAGACGGUGGAGGAGGUUCUGGGACACUUCGGAGUCAACGAGUCCACGGGUCUCAGCUGUGAGCAGCUCAAGAAGAACAGGGAGAGAUGGGGCUCCAACGAGCUACCGGCUGAAGAAGGAAAGUCUCUGUGGGAGCUGGUCCUGGAGCAGUUUGAGGACCUGUUGGUCCGGAUCCUUCUGCUCGCCGCCUGCAUCUCAUUCACGUUGGCCUGGUUCGAGGAGGGCGAGGGGACCAUCACAGCCUUCGUGGAGCCGUUUGUGAUCCUCCUCAUCCUGAUCGCUAAUGCCAUCGUGGGAGUGUGGCAGGAGCGGAACGCAGAGAAUGCCAUCGAGGCUCUGAAAGAGUAUGAACCUGAGAUGGGGAAAGUCUAUCGUCAGGACAAGAAGAGCGUCCAGAGGAUCCGAGCCCGAGACAUCGUCCCUGGAGACAUCGUGGAGGUGGCAGUUGGAGAUAAGGUCCCCGCAGACAUCCGCCUGGCCUCCAUCUGCUCCACCACUCUGCGUGUGGACCAGUCCAUCCUGACGGGGGAGUCCGUGUCGGUGCUCAAACACACCGACCCGGUCCCAGACCCCAGAGCCGUCAACCAGGACAAGAAGAACAUGCUCUUCUCUGGCACAAACAUCGCAGCGGGACGGGCCAUCGGCGUCGUCGUGGCAACCGGAGUCCAGACGGAGAUCGGGAAAAUCAGAGAUGAGAUGGCAUCAACAGACCCUGAACGCACCCCUCUGCAGAAGAAGCUGGAUGAGUUUGGAGAACAGCUCUCCAAGGUCAUCAGUGUGAUCUGUGUGGCAGUGUGGGCCAUAAACGUGGGCCACUUCAACGACCCAGUGCACGGCGGCUCCUGGCUGCGAGGAGCAGUGUACUACUUCAAGAUUGCGGUGGCUCUGGCUGUGGCCGCAAUCCCUGAGGGUGAGUGUGGGGACCGGGAGGGUGAUGCGGGGACCGGGAGGGUGAGUGCGGGGACCGGAGCUGAGUGCGGGACCGGGAGGCUGAGUGCGGGGACCGGGAGGCUGAGUGCGGGGACCGGGAGGCUGAGUGCGGGGACCGGGAGGCUGAGUGCGGGGACCGGGAGGCUGAGUGCGGGGACCGGGAGGCUGAGUGCGGGGACCGGGAGGCUGAGUGCGGGGACCGGGAGGCUGAGUGCGGGGACCGGGAGGCUGAGUGCGGGGACCGGGAGGCUGAGUGCGGGGACCGGGAGGCUGAGUGCGGGGACCGGGAGGCUGAGUGCGGGGACCGGGAGGCUGAGUGCGGGGACCGGGGAGGCUGAGUGCGGGGACCGGGAGGCUGAGUGCGGGGACCGGGAGGCUGAGUGCGGGGACCGGGAGGCUGAGUGCGGGGACCGGGAGGCUGAGUGCGGGGACCGGGAGGCUGAGUGCGGGGACCGGGAGGCUGAGUGCGGGGACCGGGAGGCUGAGUGCGGGGACCGGGAGGCUGAGUGUUGGGAAGUGUUAUACAGAGAAGAAAUACAGACAGACACAUACUUGAAGGAGCUACUGUACGAUAGACAUUUCCUAACCUCACAUUCUGGAGACAUACCCCUGUCCCAUGGCUCAUUACCUCCCCCUCUCCCCUCUCCGCCUCUCCCCCUCUCUCCCCCAGGCCUCCCCGCUGUGAUCACCACCUGCCUGGCUCUGGGCACCAGGAGGAUGGCCCGUAAGAACGCCAUUGUGCGCAGUCUGCCGUCGGUGGAGACUCUGGGCUGCACCUCCGUCAUCUGCUCCGACAAAACCGGGACUCUGACUACCAACCAGAUGUCUGUCUGCCGGAUGUUUGUGGUGGAGGCGGCGGCCGGAGACCAGUGCAGUCUGAGCGAGUUCAGCAUAACUGGAUCCACUUACGCUCCAGAGGGAGAAGUGUACAAAGAUGAAGCGAUGGUGAAGUGCAGUCAGUACGAGGGGCUGGUGGAGCUCGCCACCAUCUGUGCUCUGUGCAACGACUCCUCCCUGGACUACAACGAGUCCAAAGGUCUGUUUGAGAAGGUGGGAGAGGCCACAGAGACUGCCCUCUGCUGUUUGGUGGAGAAAAUGAACGUCUUGGACACAGACCUGAGAGGACUGAGCCAAUCAGAGAGAGCUACAGCCUGCUGCUCGGUGAUAAAGCAGCUGAUGAAGAAGGAACUGACCCUGGAGUUUUCCAGAGACAGGAAGUCCAUGUCUGUGUUCUGUUUGUCCAAUAAACUCAACCGCUCCAUAACGGGCUCCAGGAUGUUUGUGAAGGGAGCUCCAGAGAAUGUGCUGGAGCGCUGCACUCACCUGCGUGUGGGUGGCUCUGGCCGCGUGCCCAUGAGCAAAGCACUGAAGGAGCAGCUGCUGUCCACAGUGAGGGAGUGGGGAUCAGGACGAGACACUCUCAGGUGUCUGGCCAUGGCCACGAGAGACACCCCCCCAGACAUCAAGUCUCUCAACCUGGAGAACUCUGCCGGCUUUGUGGACUACGAGUCUGAGCUGACCUUCGUGGGCUGUGUGGGGAUGCUGGACCCUCCGAGGAAAGAGGUUCUCAUGAAGUGGAGAAUGUGUCGGGUCAUGGGGGGCGGGGAGAGUCGGGGGGGGGUGGGGGGGGGUUUGUGA